CUGGAUGAUGCGGAUUUAACAAAAAAUGCAUUUAUUACAUAUGAAUCUAGAAAUAUAUCAACACACAGUUCUUCCUCAUCUAAUAAACCAUAUUAUGAUGUUGGCUCGAAAUCACAUUACACCCCUGGCCUGUGUGGUUUAUCGAAUUUGGGUAAGACUUGCUUCAUGAAUUCGGCUUUACAAUGUCUAUCGAAUGUUCCACCGUUAACAGCAUAUUUUCUUGGUCAAUAUGAAGAUCAUAUCAAUCGUGAUAAUCCAUUAGGUAUGAAAGGUGAUGUUGCUAUAGCAUAUGGUAAAUUAUUACAUGAACUGUGGUCAGGUAAUAC
Molecule: messenger RNA, 326 nt
Organism: Adineta ricciae
Lineage: Eukaryota; Metazoa; Rotifera; Eurotatoria; Adinetida; Adinetidae
Source: the annotation of a GenBank genome assembly